AUGAAGAACUUUCUUUCCACGGCUUUGCUACUUGCCCAACUAGCAGCAGGGCAGGGCGCCCCCAGCGCUCGCAGCAGCAGCAGCAACCUAGCGAGAUCGAAGGGCCCUGGCUUCCAGCACCAGCCGAUCAAGCAGGCACCACAAGCCGCGGUACAGCAGGGGCUCCUCGCCAGCUCCUCAGCAGUCGAAUCCCUUUUGACAGGCCAGCAAAACACCCCCUACUACUACACGACCAACUGGGCCGGGGCGGCCCUCCUCAGCGCCGACCUCGCCUCCACCCCCAUCUUGACCUCUGCGGCCGCAACCUUCACCGCACCCAUCCCAACCGACUACAGCUAUCACAGCCGGCCAGGCCGCCUCGAUCUGGCGGGAAUCGACGUGAUUGCCGCAUCCUCCUUCGCCGACGAAGUCGAGUACGUCUACACCGCGUGGUAUGAAUGUUACCCAGUCAACGCGGUGGAUUUCUCCCCGGAAGCGUUGGCAAUUAAGGGUGGGGAUGUCAUCGUGGCCACCGUGUAUGCGACCUCCUCGUCCGCGGGAGUGGCGGUCAUUGAAAACACGAGCACCGGCCAACGGGCUACCGCGACGGACACUGCGCCGGACGCUACUAGCACACUGACUGGCCAGUCGGCCGAGUGGAUCGUCGAGGACUACCAGAGUAGCGGGGAGACGGUGUCGUUCUUGGACUUUGGGUCCGUCACGUUCACGGGUGUGACGGCGGGAGCCGCAGCGGGGAAUUUGACGUUCACCGUGGAGGUGAGGACGAUGAGACGGCGGUGGCGCUGGUGGAUCUGGUGA
Molecule: messenger RNA, 798 nt
Organism: Aspergillus japonicus CBS 114.51
Lineage: Eukaryota; Fungi; Ascomycota; Eurotiomycetes; Eurotiales; Aspergillaceae
Product: A4/G1 family peptidase
Exons: 2
Coding region: 1-798 (265 amino acids)
Biological process (GO): proteolysis
Molecular function (GO): glutamic-type endopeptidase activity
Source: RefSeq, a predicted model, not a curated record